This is a messenger RNA of Sphaeramia orbicularis (orbiculate cardinalfish), 3461 nucleotides long. RefSeq names its product centriole, cilia and spindle-associated protein b (gene ccsapb). Gene Ontology annotation, cellular component: centriole; spindle; ciliary basal body. The transcript has 5 exons. Lineage: Eukaryota; Metazoa; Chordata; Actinopteri; Kurtiformes; Apogonidae. Gene Ontology annotation, molecular function: microtubule binding. The record is from RefSeq and is a predicted model, not a curated record. Bases 767 to 1615 code for a protein of 282 amino acids. Gene Ontology annotation, biological process: regulation of mitotic spindle assembly.
ACUAUACUUAGGCUACUGGACAUAAAAUUAGCCUGUUACAACGCUGAAUUUCUACUGUCGAACCCUGCUUUGUUGUGGAUGACUGACGAUGGAUUGUCAGUGUCAUGGAGGAGUAUUAUGAGCCGAGGCUAUAUCAGGAGGCACUGACAGGCGAUUAUCUGUACUCUCCGUUACGAUUGAUAAAUACGCAUCUAUUAAUAACACGUGUUUUCUCGCUAGAAGUCCGUCAUAUAGAACAAAUGUGGAUAAUUUCUGCUAUCGAAUACGUUGGGGUGAUUGAACUUGCAGCCCAAAAAUGGCGAUUUCGUUUGGGUUGAUGUUAAAGCGUCGAGAAAACAAAAUUAUAUCUCAUGCAUAAAUAAAAUGCAUCUUAUUUUGAUGAUUUCUAAUCCGACAUAUUUGAAGCCUGAAGUGUUUUAAUGUACACCUGAUGACUGACCUUUAAUUUGGUGAAUUCGACUAUGAGAGCACGGACCAAUCAGAGGAGGGCAGAACUCUACGUCAUCACGUUCAAGAAAUUUCUGCUGUUAGCCUCACAACGGUCGGCUACAGUGUUAAUGUUAGGCAGUCUAAUAUCACAGUCUAAUGGUGCUAGAAUUCACAUAGCAGCACAUCCAGAGCACUCAUUCGUUUGUUACAUCUCAUAGAAGAUCAAUACAGUGUGAACCUCAGCCCACACUGAGCCGGAAAGGUGAACUCUACCCGGGUUGAGGAGGAUGUAGGCGGCUUUGUGUCUCCUGCAGGAUUCAGUCCAAAUAAACAGAAGAUGGUGACCAAGAGGAUCCGCUCAGAGUACAUGAAGAAAUUCAAAGACCCUAAAUGGGAGACUUACACUAAGUGUUAUGAGGAGAUGCUGAAGUACCGGCUCACCCGUAGGCUGCUGGAGCACUCCCACAACCCCUGGUUCUGGAGCGGCUCAGACACUGAUUCAGACUCAGGAGGAAGAAGUCCCACUCCCCCCAACAAGAACCAGGUCCAGGCUGAGACCACCAGGCUGGAGGGGGAGCUGGAAGAGUGUGAGGGAGCUAGGGUGGACAGACAGCAGCAGGAGAGCAUCAGAUCCACAGUGCCGGUACCCAGGCUGCCCCUUCCAGAGGAGGAGGAUCAUGUGUCUGCAGCUCAUGCAUCUCAGAUUGAUGGUGCUGGAGAGACAAGGGUGGCAGAGGAGGAGAGAGAGGAGCAGAGAGCCAGCAGUAGAGGGAGUAAACACAGAGAACCUGACAGAGACAUAGGAGCCCGACCACAGGGAAAUAAAUCCUUCAGACAAACUUGGCGCAACCAGCGGGUCAGACCUGCACCAACACAGCAGUCAAAGGAGGACAGUAAAUAUGGAAGGCAUCCUUUUGCUCUGUAUGGUUCAGGAGAGAAAGAUGCAGAUAUUUCAAACAGGAAAACACACAAUGUUGGUCCUGCAGCUUCGACUACUGAGAUCCAUGAGUCGGCACUUCGGGCUAAGACCAGACGGGCAGUAGAACGUGAGAUCCAGACCCAGAGAGCUGAACGGCGAAGGGCAAAGUCUGCAGAUUUGGACAAGGCUAGGACAAAGAUAGUCCAGCCAGAAUUCAACCCCUGGCUCACUGAGUACAUGCGCUGCUUUUCCGCUCGCUCCCGAUAGGACACAUAUUUCCACACAUUCAAUACAAUCAUUAAAUCAGGACAAAGCCAGACAAAAAUGAAAAAGCCAUUAUUGCCUGUUGCUUCUGAAGUUUCACUACCUGUAGAUGUAGAGUAAAAAGUGGAGGACUGGUUCAUACAAACAGCUUCCAUGUGUUAAUUCAGGAUGUAAACUGACAAAAAGUUGAACAUUUGAAUUUCACUGUGUGGCUUACUUCCUCGCGAAAAAUAUUUUUCACUUGAAAAUAACCUGUUUUUAAUAUGUAAGGAACACUUUACAGGGUAAACAGAAGUUUUAAAGGAAUAAAGACAGCUGCAUAGUUACUCAAAAGAGUCUAAAUGUCAUUUUACACCCAUAUUGUGAUGUGGUUGAUACACAUUUCAGUCUUUUUUUUUUUCUUUUUUUUUGUGAUUCAAUCCACAACAUAAAAACACUGCUAAAUACUUACACACCAUUAGGUGUUUGCUGAUGCUCAAUAUAUUUUAUUUGUAAAAUGUACUAAGUAUUGGUUGUGUUAUGAAGAAAUACCUUUAUGAUCAAAUCACUUCCUGCUGUGAAUUGCUUCUAGUUGGUUUAAAGCUUCAUGUACUGGUCCUGAUGUAACGAUAGAAAAAUCACACUCAGAACUGUAUGAUGGUAAAUGUAAGUGUUGCAUUUUCACAUCAGUGUGUUAACAUACUUAUAUUUCAUUGACUUAAAAUGGUUUUAAAUCACCGGUUGUGUUAAUUUCUUAGGUGCAGUAAUGUAUUUGUAAGUAAAGUAAUCUAUUAUCCUGGUGCUAACAGAAUGUGAAAGCAAUUUGUGCAUCUUUUAAAGUCAUUUGGUAACUGUGAACAGUGAUUGUGAGGUACUGCUUUCUUUAUACAUUUAGUAGAGCUCCUGCAAAACAAUAUCUCACAUAAAAAUGAAAGAACAUAAUGAUCAGACUGAAUCUGAAAAGGGUUAUCAGUUCUGACCGCUAUUGAGCCAAAAGUCAAACUAUAACAAAGAUGGACAUAAAGCCAAAGGCUGUUACUUCUAUUGAGCUCUGCUGUUAUAUUUAUACUGUAGUAGAAAUACAUGAUACAUGUUCCUGAUUUACUGCUUACUGAUUGAAGCAGCAUGACCAAAACACACACUGCACUGCAAAUCACCUUUUCCAUAAUCCUACUUUCAGCUUUUUUGGGGGAUUUUUCAUCAAUUUUUGUGUUCAUAUGAAUGUAAAGAGCAACAAACAAAACUUUGGAUUCAUCAGUUUAGCUCUCAUAAGUAAAACUCUGUGCCAUAAAGACAUAAAUAUAUCAAUGUUGACUAUUAAGUGCAGAAGAAUUAAGAAAACGGAAGGCUUUGAAUUGUGACAUUUUAUAAACUCUUUUGUUGAAACUGAUUUUGAUGUAACUUGCUUUGCUUUUGUAAUAAUUUAGUCAUGUUUAAUCUGUCAAUUUACCACUGAGUAAUCUAGUUUCAUACAAAACAUAACAUUUUGUGCAAUAUUAGGAAUUUUUAAUAAGAUGUCCGCAUUUGUGUGAAUGUGGUGAUCAGUGACGAUCUCAGAAUUUGCUAAUUGACUCCUGCAUUCAAUUCACAAGACCAAAUACACCUCGAACUGUUAUUUUACCUUUAAUUGUAUUGCAAAUUGUAUUGUAUUGCAAAUGUCCAUGAAUUGUAGGCUUUAACGGAUAGAUCUAGACUUUACUUCACUUUAACAAGGCUUGUAACAAUUGCAAAAAAGUUGUAUAAUUUUUGUACAUUUCUAUGUUUACGUUUCAGUCUUGCAAUGUAAUGUAUAUAUUCAAGAUGGUUUAGGAGAAUAUUUUGAGGGUAAAUGGUAUUGUUUGCAGCUUUUAAUAAACCAGUUUUCCACUUA